GUCAUUUGACAUUUGGGAUCUUUCUCUGAUUUUCUUCGGGCGACGGAGAUUGCGACUGUCACCACCAUUGUUUCCGAUUCCGCCGUUGUUGUCGCUCUCCGAUUCUCUUCCGUAAUUGGAGAUGGCCCUCGCUACCUCUUGUCAUCCGGAUUGCAAACGAGCAACGGAUGCUCAAGAAGAUUACGAUGCAUCUCAUUCUGCUGCUAUGGUAGCGGCAAAUCUGAUAAGCUCUGCGCGGCUUAUACUUAACCUCGACACUGAGUAUACUCAGUACUCAGCUCAGUUUUUGGUGGAUAAUGCUCGUUCCAAGAGGGAAGACGGGCAACGCUGUGACCUCACUGUGAAAGAUGCCCUUGCUUUUGCUUUGAAAAAAGGGAUACCGAAAGAAGUUCUUUGGGCACAUUUGGGAUGUAUCUUCAAGCCUCCCCCAUCUGCUUGUCACAUACCUCGUGUACACAUGAAAGGAAAAGUGGUUGAAGCUAAGGAUUUGGAUGGAGCAUUCAAGCUGUUGGAGCAUCAACCGGUGGGAGCAAAACUGCAUGUGUUCACUCCGGAUAUUGAUCUUCUUGGAGAUGGAAUUUUCCAUGGCCCGUCAGGUUAUGAAUCAAGCUAUGUUGGACUUAGAGAUGUGGUUAUCGUUUCAGUUAAAAAUAUUGAGGAUGAAACUGUUGCAACUGUGAAGAUUUGCUACAAGAAGAAGACUGCAUAUAUCAAAGUGUCGUUGACUCAGAUGUUUAUGUCAGUACCACAUAAUGGUGAUAGCUCUCAGGACAUUGGGCCAACAGGGCUGCUCGUUGACUUCUGUGUCCCGCGCUUAUCUAUCAACCGAAAGAGAGCUUAGAUCUUGGAAAGUGUCUAGAGCACUAUAUGCUAUUUCUGGAACUUGUUUGGGUCCUGAAGUAAGAAUGUUUAUGAGACUAUUUUCUGUAAUUUAAGUCAAGUAUCUUGGAAACCAUAUCCUAGCUGUGGAACUUGUUUGUUUUCUGAAAUUGUGAUUGUUUCUGGAACUUGUUUAUCUGUAAGUUAAGAAGUCUUUGAACUUGUUAAUCAUCUUUUUCUUUGUGUGUGUUUU
This is a messenger RNA of Capsella rubella, 1072 nucleotides long. RefSeq names its product protein HEAT-INDUCED TAS1 TARGET 4. Lineage: Eukaryota; Viridiplantae; Streptophyta; Magnoliopsida; Brassicales; Brassicaceae. The transcript has 4 exons. The coding region runs from base 122 to 841 and encodes 239 amino acids. The record is from RefSeq and is a predicted model, not a curated record.